Molecule: messenger RNA, 672 nt
Organism: Leptosomus discolor (cuckoo roller)
Lineage: Eukaryota; Metazoa; Chordata; Aves; Leptosomiformes; Leptosomidae
Source: RefSeq, a predicted model, not a curated record
ACAAUAUGUUGAUAUCGCAGCUGACUUCCCACUUACUGAAGGCUUCACGAGUUGCAGGACACCUUUUGCCAAGGUCGGUGUCGUCCUUCCUAUGCUGCCAUUCUGCCUCUGCACACUAUAGCACACAGCCGUCAAAUAAGAGCGGAGCCCAGCCUCAGCGGUGGUAUGCUCUGGACCCUGAACUGGAAGAGAUGCUGAUCCCUAGAAAACUGUCCAUCAGCCCCUUAGAAAGCUGGCUGACAGUUCGAUACUCCCUUCCUAAAGCAGAAGUCCUUGAUGCUCAGGAAGAAGCGAGCGACGAGCCUCUCCACCGAUAUGACUGUCCCCCGUCAGACGAGGGAGCUGACGUGGAGGAAGGAGAAGGAACACUUAGCGACAAGCUACAGUGUAAGAACGUUUUGAAGAUUCGCAGAAGGAAAAUGAACCGGCACAAGUACAAGAAGCUGCUGAAGCGAAGGAAGUUUGUACGGAGGAGGAUAAAGGAAGGUCGCAAGAAGAAACGCCAGAUAAAAUUUGAGAAAGACUUGGAGCGCAUCUGGAAAAGAGCUGGUUUGAAAAAUCCUCCUGCGGGAUGGCAAACACCCAAGAUAUUUCUGAAAAGUUCCAGGCGAUAAAAACACUUGUCAUGAGCUUUAACCUGUAAUUGUAAUUAAAAAAAAUAUUUAACUGCAC